Messenger RNA from Cricetulus griseus (Chinese hamster), 1614 nucleotides. Lineage: Eukaryota; Metazoa; Chordata; Mammalia; Rodentia; Cricetidae. The record is from RefSeq and is a predicted model, not a curated record.
GUCACAUCAAGCUAUAGCAGUGCUUCCUACAAUGCCAAUCCAUCUGGAGGCUCUUCUGAAGCUGGCCACUUGUCUACACAGUUAGUGCUAGAGCAUCCUUGUGUCAGCUUUCAGAACCCACCCUUCUUUGGGUUCCAGGCUGUUCCAGGUACAGAGCUCAUCAAUGAAACUGGGCACCCAUGGUUCCGGAGGGAGUGCCAGUCUCCUCCUGAGCGCUCUGCCCUGCGACCUGGUUUCUACAGUCGAUAUUCCUUGGGGAGAUGGAGGGGGCUCUGGGUACUACAAGCUUCGUUAGAGAUUCUCAAUGGUUCACUUAGUUUCCCUGAACGCUCCCUGCUGCAGAGCGGAGGGCGAUGGAUGUUUGGCCAGCCCCAAAGGGAGUUGGACCUAGCAAAGGACGUCAGCGCACCGCGAGACCUCACAAGCACUUUGCAAGGGCCAUCUGGAGACAUCCACUUUGCCAUCCGAAGGCCUGAAAUCUUCAGCUGCAGGUUUGAAGGACUGGGCAUGUGGGAAAGGAGGGGCCCCGGGGCCGGCGCGGGGGGGGGUAUGGAGGAGCCAGGACGAAACGCUUCCCAGAACGGGACCUUAAGCGAGGGCCAGGGUAGCGCCAUUCUCAUCUCCUUCAUCUACUCCGUGGUAUGCUUGGUGGGACUGUGUGGGAACUCCAUGGUCAUCUACGUGAUCCUGCGCUAUGCCAAAAUGAAGACUGCAACCAACAUCUACAUUCUCAACCUGGCUAUUGCUGAUGAGCUGCUCAUGCUCAGCGUGCCCUUUCUGGUCACUUCCACGUUGUUGCGCCACUGGCCCUUUGGCGCGCUACUUUGCCGCCUUGUGCUCAGCGUGGACGCGGUCAACAUGUUCACCAGCAUUUACUGUCUGACUGUGCUUAGUGUGGAUCGCUAUGUGGCUGUGGUGCACCCGAUCAAGGCAGCGCGCUACCGUCGUCCCACUGUAGCCAAGGUGGUGAACUUGGGUGUGUGGGUUCUGUCUCUACUGGUUAUCUUGCCCAUCGUGGUCUUCUCACGCACAGCCGCCAACAGCGAUGGCACGGUGGCCUGCAACAUGCUCAUGCCCGAGCCCGCCCAGCGCUGGCUGGUGGGCUUCGUCUUAUACACAUUUCUCAUGGGCUUCCUGCUGCCUGUCGGGGCCAUCUGUCUGUGUUACGUGCUCAUCAUUGCCAAGAUGCGCAUGGUGGCCCUCAAGGCCGGCUGGCAGCAGCGCAAGCGCUCAGAGCGCAAGAUCACUUUAAUGGUGAUGAUGGUGGUGAUGGUGUUUGUCAUCUGCUGGAUGCCUUUCUACGUGGUACAGCUGGUCAAUGUGUUCGCUGAGCAAGACGACGCCACCGUAAGCCAGUUGUCUGUCAUCCUAGGCUACGCCAACAGCUGUGCCAACCCUAUCCUCUACGGCUUCCUGUCGGACAACUUCAAGCGCUCUUUCCAGCGCAUCCUGUGUCUCAGCUGGAUGGACAACGCUGCGGAGGAGCCGGUUGACUACUACGCCACCGCCCUGAAGAGUCGCGCCUACAGUGUAGAGGACUUCCAGCCCGAGAACCUGGAGUCUGGAGCCGUUUUCCGUAAUGGCACCUGCGCAUCCAGGAUCAGCACACUUUGA